This is a messenger RNA of Thamnophis sirtalis, 3796 nucleotides long. NCBI's taxonomy places the organism in Eukaryota, Metazoa, Chordata, Lepidosauria, Squamata, Natricidae. The record is from RefSeq and is a predicted model, not a curated record.
AACUGGUUCAUGAAUAUGAAAUCCCCAUUGAUAUAUGAGCUCUGACAUGCCAUAAGUUCAGUUUAAAGAUCAGUAAUGUGUCAUUUCCUUUAAAAAUAUUUUGGACAUGGGUGCAUAUCCUUUCUGUAUAACCAGAAUGGAAGUUGUAAUGUAUUAAGCAUGAUUUUAAAUAUUAUUUUAUUGUCUGUCUCUCCCCCCCCCCUCUUUUCAUUCAUUGCUUGCGUAAAAGGAACACAGUUCCUUUUUCUGCAAUCUUUCUGUAAAGCUGGUGUCACUUUCUAGUAGCGUUUUUCCACAGUUUUAUUUCUAAGUAGAUUCUACUUACUGUGUGGAGUUUUCUUUCCUGCUAUUGUUCCAUCAAACUGUCAUAUAAGCAAUUUGCUUAAAGACAAUCUUGUGCAAUGUGGAUGGACUGUUAGAAGAUUCCAAUAUGAAAGUAGUUCACAGGAUAGUUUUUGAACAAACUGUGUAAAAGACUUUUUUCCACACGUGUGAAUGGACAUUGUUUAAAACCCAUCUUGUGGAUGCAAAAUAUCAUAUCUAAGCUGGUUGUGUCCUGCCAACUUGGAGGAAUAUUGAGUUUUAGGAAUAAAUACAACUAAACCUCUUGAUUCUGUAUUCAUGUCUCUUAUUUGCACAUUAAUGCGUUUCAGUUGUACACAUUGUCUCAAAUGUAUCUGCUGUUAAAUUUUACAGACAUGAUGUUUUGGAAAGGAAGAACACCUCUUUAAAUGCCACUAACUUUGUUAAUCCAAAGGCAAGAUAAUCAUAGAAUCCAGUUAAGUUCCAGCUUCACUAGAAUAGAUUGGGUUAACUUUCCGUGCAACAUCCCAAUAUCUGCUGAAUGUUGGUUCUAACCAAUAUCCAUAUUUCAUAGUGGUCAGUAUUGAAGAGAAAAGAUUAACAAUUAAAAAGGCAAAAGAAAGAAGUGUUUCCAGGCAGUGCAGAUGCUAACACAUAUCCAAACAUUUAAGAAAUAUGGAAACACAAAAGUACAUUAUCUUUUGGGUGACCAAAAAAACAUGAAAUGUACAAGUGAUCCUCCCCUGCAGAUAGAAACUUUAUAGAAAUAUUAAAAUAUAUUCACAUUGCAGAUUUAAAAAUCCUAAGUUAUUUUGUAGAUACCCAUCUUAUGUAGACACAAAAGAUUGGGGGAAAUUUGUUUGCAAUACUUCUAGCAGCUAUAUAGUCCAAUAUCUCUUUCUGCAAUUAACCAAAUACUUUGGAAAAUAAAGUGCAAGGCUUUCCAUCCUUGAACAUGAGUUUAUAUUGUUUAUAUAUGAAUCAGAUUCAUUUCUCUGUUGCAGAAUUUUCUUUUACAUUGCACUUGCUCACAAAUGUAUUAAGAAAAUGGACAUACAUAUUUUUGGUUGCUUUAGUGUCUGCCAGGACUCGAGGACAUCCAGAGUCUCAUCUAACCCAUCGUUCAAUUACUUUUUUGGAAGCCUGGUAGAAACCCCACAUGUUGUUCAGACAUUUCCUUCGCCCCCACAAAUAUAGAUUUGCUGGGAUUGCCAAUACCAAUAUUUAGAUAGGUGUGAAAAUUAAAAUUUUGGAAUUAUCGGUAAGUAACAUCAGUUAAGUCAUUAAUAUUAUUACUUCUUGAUUUGGAAGACACUAAAGUAUGUGCAAGCUACCAGUUUCAAAUAUGCAUAUUUGAGAGAGUGCUCUGAUUUUUGUUAUUUAUUUACUACAUAGAGCUAUUUUGUAUUUUAGGUGGAGAAGAAAGAUAUAGAAAAGGACCAGAUGCAGACCUGUAGCUGGAAAAUUGUAAUUAAUUGCUUUCAAUUACCCAGUGGUGCAGUUCCAUUGUCAGGAUAUAAGGUAACUUCAUUUAGGAAAAUGAAACAUAAUCAAAGCUGCUGUCGAACACCUCCCACUAUUACCAUUCAUAUAAAACCAAGUGAAUCUAAAUCAUAUCAACAAAAAAAGACACUUGCCCUUAAGCGCCCAAAAUUUAAAGACUGCCGGGAGACCUCUGGAAAAAAAAAAAAUUAUAAUAUUAAGCCAAAACAAUCAAAAGGUUCAUGUUUAAUUAUUCAGCGUCAGGAAAUGACAGCUUUCUUUAAACUAUUUGAUGAUGAUUUGAUACAAGAUUUCUUGUGGAUGGACUGUUGCUGUAAAAUUGCAGACAAGUAUCUUUUGGCAAUGACUUUUGUUUAUUUCAAGAGGGCUGGCUAUAGUAUAAACGAACACACCAGGCUUAAUUUCUUUGUUGCUCUAUACCUUGCAAAUACAGUUGAAGAAGACGAUGAAGAGUCAAAAUAUGAGAUUUUCCCAUGGGCUCUAGGAAAAACCUGGAGAAAAAACUUCCCAGAUUUCUUGGCUUUGAGGGAUGAAUUGUGGAGUAAGAUGGGUUAUAGAGCUAUAGUAAGCAGACGUUGCUGUGAAGAGUGUGCCAAGCUCAGAUGGAUAACAAGAAAUAGCAGGACGAUUUGGACAUUAAGCAAACUGAAGCGAGUCAAAUGCUGCAGGGAGGCUGGAAACAAUAAUGUCCUUUAUCAGCCUCUCAAAACAUUUCAUAAUGAUGGAUUGAUCCUGACAUUCAUUUAUACCAACAAGAUUUGGAAGGUGUCAGCAAAUAUUAACAAGAGACUUGAUAUCUUCCAACAAGAUGCUUUCACUGAAUCCUAAAGAUUCACUAUUUCGACCAUAUUACUAAUGAAGAAGUGCUCCAAAAGUGUUUCAGCAUGCAAAAACACUCGAGCUUGCAGAUCACGUUCUCCAUGCAUAGAUUAUGACCUGGCGAAGAACAUUCAUGGAAAACAUCACAUGGGAAGAUGCUGAAGUACUUGCCCAAGACCAAAAAUGCUUGAGAUUCCUUGCUUCCCUAUAUGCUACACAGCACAGGAGGAUCUAAUGCUAAAAAAAAAAAAAAAGGAAAUGUGCUGUUUUGCCUACAGGUAAUGCUCAAGUUACAAAUGUACAAAUAGAGUCUGCCAAUUACAUUCAGAACCUGAGAAUUUGUUCAUUGGAUCAUCACAUAUGUGAUCCCUUCCUGCUUUCCACAACACAUUCAUUAAUCGAAUGCACAGGUUGUUAAGUACACAUGAGAUAAUCUCAGAGUGGAGAAGACCAUGGGGGCGUAGUGCAGGCCACUUACUUCCAACCACCCAAAGUCUUCCCUCGCCCACUGAGAUAUCUUAUACUCUGCUUACAAUCCCCUGGGAUACCCAUAUUUGCUCCCCUCCCCAUCCUGUCCCACCGGGUCUCCACAGGCACUGGGCCUGUUUUGCGAGCCCACCAGAUUCCACUUGCUCCACCCUACCUCAAUAUCUCUGGAGAUCUUAUUUUUUGAAGAUCUCCAGUUUCAGAAAAGGCUGGCCCACAUGGCACAAAAGCAGCCACCUUUUACUCAGAUGCUGGUGAAGCUGUCACAGAUAGUGGGGCAUGGAAUGAAGCUGUCAGGACUUCCCUAAGUGCUCCAUGCAACCUCUCUUCUACACUUUUGAUUUUUUGGUUCAUCUUUUUCCCAACAUAGAUGUAGCAUUCAUUGAAAGUGGUGCCUGCCCCUUCACUUUCUCUUGCUCUAUACUUAUUAGACCAAUUUUGCUAAUGAAUAGCAGUUUUUUGAUGUUUUAUAAUUAUGUUCUUGUUAAUUAAGAAAAUGAAUCUUGCCCACUAGCCUUCAUAAUUUCUGUGCACUGUUUGCUAUAUGAUAGUUCCGAUGCAAUCCUUUCUGAGAUAAGAGUCUUUGAUACAGGUAAUGGCAAUUGCCUCAACACAUUAUGUAUGGCAGCGGGAACGCUCUCUUUACCAUAGUGGAGCUAUAAGAAACAGUUGCAGAAACAAAGUA